GCCCUGGUCUCCUCCCGCUUUCCAAAGGCAUGCAAGGUGCUGUAGCUUUCUCCCACUGUCCAACAACAAAGUGUUACAGGCUCAGAGAAGCAUGGGGACCUUAAACUGUACACUUGGUGUUGUUGUGUGUCUCUGGGGGACUGUUAUUGCUGUAACACAGGCUGUCAGCUUGUGUGUUGGUAUUGGUGAGAUAUUGAACUGCAGCCAGAAGAGGCUAACACAAAUACCUCCAGAGAUCUGGGACAAUGUGACUGUUCUGGACUUAUCAGGGAAUUUCUUGGACCUAACUGAAACCAGAAACCAAAAGCAGCUGGAGAGGUUUCAGUCCUUGGUAUUCCUCAACCUCACGGGCAACUACCUCCCCCUGCUGGAGAGAAAGACCUUCAACAGUCUACAAAACCUGCAAGUCCUUGAUCUUAGCAGUUGCCACAUCAAGCAAAUAAAGGCUGGGGCUUUUCAAGGCUUCCCGAAACUGAAGAGCCUUCUGCUGAGGAACAACAAACUGUGGGGCUCUUUAACUACUGCCAUCCAAGAUCUGACAGUUUUGUCCUUUUUGGAUCUCCAUGGCAACAGGCUUGACAAACCACAGCCUUCAUCUUUAGAGUGGCUGAAGGGAGUAGGAAAUGUGAUUUGGCCAAGUGGUUCAGAUGACAUGAUUCUCAAACCAGAAAAUAAUUCAGAAGAGAAUGAAAUACACCACACCACCUGGAGAAGUGGCCAGAGAAAACUAUUGGAGGCAACCGUGGAUAAAUAUAACACAACAGCUAACUUUAAUAACACAUCAAAGGAUGAUGGGAAAAGUGGGAAUUCCUGGCAGUACCUGAUAGCGGUGCUGGUGACAGCAAUCUCCCUCUCUGUGUUCAUUGCACUGGUGGUCAAGUGCAAACUUUGCCACGACUACCUGGCCAGCUAUCGGCACACCCUGCUGUCUGAGACGGACACGGCCAGCCGUUGCGACACCGAGAGUCUGGAGGCGGGCCUGGCAGGCCGAGGGCCUCAGAGCUCCGCCUCGUGUGAGCUGGAGGAUGACGAUGGCUUCAUUGAGGACAACUACAUCCAGGCCAGCGAGAGGGAGAGGGCCGAGAGACAAGGAGAGGAGGAGGAGGAGGAGAACAGAGACGAUGAAAUUCAGUUUUCAAUCACUUAAAGAGAAGACAGAGGAAUUAUGGGGAGGGUUGCUAGUCUGAUCCAGAUUACCGGGUCAAAGUGAAAACUCCUUUCUUUCAUGGAGUACAAAAACAAAACACCAAAGUAAUGUUUGGGUUUUUUUACAGCACCGGUAUAAAUCCAUCUUUAAAAUCAUUUUCCACAGGCACUGAUCGAUGGGGCAACUUGAUCAUUUGUCCUGUCUGUGCGGAUCAAUUUUGAAUGCUUCUGUACCAGAUGAUGGGCAGAAGUUUCCUACAUGUUUAGCUAUGACAGAUUAAAGUUUUACAAUCUGUAAUAAAUUGAACAUUAAUAAUUAGCUGAUUCAAUAAAUCUAUAAUAACAAUAUAAUAAUUAAGAUUGUGGGCAGUGGCAGAGUGUAAAUUCAGAAUUGAUGUUGUAGGGUUUUCUUGAUUUACUGUAGUUAUUUUAAUCAGCUUUAUGGAUUUAUUUAUUUUAAGCAGUUUUAUGGACACCUCUUUUAGGGGUCCAGUUAAAACAGCAGCACCUGGGGAGCUGUCCCACUCACCCAGUUAGACCAGUAACCAUGUGGUUUCGCUUGUGAUGAGCUGAACUGGAAUACAAACAUGUAGACACACCAAACCUCCAGGAUCAGGACUGGCCAACCCUGUAAAAAACAAAAAUUGGCUCCUUUAAGAAAAUUCUUAAGGAAACCCGAAGGCUAUCUCAUUGAUGAUCGCCUUUCAUUUGACCGAUUACACUGACAGUGAAGAAAAAGAUUAUUUGAAUGACUCCUGUGUUGAAGCUUUGUAAACAUGUGGAGCAAGCACUGUGAAUACAAAAAAGUCACAAAUUAACAGUUUUUAAUUUAACAUUUUGCAGAUGUGUAUAUUUUAAGUUAAAGACUUAUAUAAAAGUUAUAUUUAUACAGUAUAUGAUUAUUCUACAGUUUUAACACUCCUGGUAUUAAAAACAAACACAGAGCACAGUAUACAGUACUAAGUAGCAGAGGUUAAGUCCAUGCAGAAAAGUAGAGAAAAAUAUAUUUGUAUUAUUCUUUCUACUUUUCAGCAUGGAUUUAACCUCUGCUUGUUACUUUACAGCUCCCCGCACAAUCCUCUUUAUAAUAUGCUGAAUUGUGUUCAAGGGGCAGCAUGUCU
Molecule: messenger RNA, 2267 nt
Organism: Lepisosteus oculatus (spotted gar)
Lineage: Eukaryota; Metazoa; Chordata; Actinopteri; Semionotiformes; Lepisosteidae
Source: RefSeq, a predicted model, not a curated record